This is a messenger RNA of Mesorhabditis spiculigera, 273 nucleotides long. NCBI's taxonomy places the organism in Eukaryota, Metazoa, Nematoda, Chromadorea, Rhabditida, Rhabditidae. The record is from the annotation of a GenBank genome assembly.
AUGAAUACUGGGAAAGAUGAUAUGAGAGAAUAUUGUGUCAACGGCCAAAUGAGUUCCUCACAAAACGAAGAAGAGGAGGGACCAUCGACGAGUACGGCCACGGGGCCGAGCAGGACGGAAAAUGUCAGGAGAAGUCUAAAAGACCUGAAAAAGGACAUGGGACGGAAUUUCGACGCGCUCGUCCAUCGACCGAGGAUGGAGAGGAUCAGUGAAAGCGAGGGAGGCAUUCAGGAUAAGACCGUACUCGAAUCGAUAAGCCGAUUUUUCGCGCCA